GUGGGUUUGAUCAUCUACCAUGCUCACUCCCAAGCAGGGAGGAGUGCCGAAACGCACCUUGCAUCUUCAGCUUCCACAAUUUGCCUUCUUGCAUUCCUCAGGGAGGACGAAAUACACUCUUCUGUUUGCAGCAAACAGCUCAGGGUGCUGCAGAUCAACAAAUCCCACCAAUAUCCCACACUGCCAACAUGAAAUCGCUUUCGAUCGUUACCUUUUGCUUCUUGGUUAUUUUGGAACCGGCUAACUGUCAAAUAGCUACAGGACCGCUUCAGCCUUGGAUGAGAGGGACCAUAGCAGUUACUGUCUUCCUGAUUUUGGCGUUCAUUGCCUUUAUCAUGAAUAGGAUAUGGUGCCAAAAUAAGCAUGAUUCCUCAGAGAGGAGAAACAUGGGAGUCAACAAAGAAGAGGCAGUUAUUUCCAAUGGAACAGAAGGAAGGUAUUCAGCAACUGCAUCAAAUUUUAGGUGUGAAGAAGGCCCACAUGUCUAUGAAAAUGAAGUUGAGCUUGAGUGUGAGAACCCAGCUGCACAUCAUGGUGGAAAAAACCUUGAAGUUCUUACCACUUGCAUGUAAUUUCACCAUCCCUGGGUAUCACUCAUCUCUCAAUCUUUUUUUU
This is a messenger RNA of Anolis sagrei ordinatus, 615 nucleotides long. It is a transcript of the gene PDZK1IP1, whose product is annotated as PDZK1 interacting protein 1. NCBI's taxonomy places the organism in Eukaryota, Metazoa, Chordata, Lepidosauria, Squamata, Anolidae. The record is from RefSeq and is a predicted model, not a curated record.